CCUGCUGCCCCAGUCGCCUUUAUCCCACUCCACCCCGCCAUCUUCGAAAUUGCGAAGGUUUCCUUGCCGAACAACAACAACUGAGUGCUUUUGAUUUUAGCGUCCUUCGCUCACUGAUAAGGGGACAACGAUUUUAUAUACUCGAAGGAGGACACACACGCAUAUCGCUGCCUCUCGAAAAUAGAUUUAUUAAAAUCGGAGAAGAAGCGAGAGGGUUUCCAAAGUACACAAGGGACGUUAGCUCUUUUGUUGCCUCACAGACGGGCGCGCCCAGCAAGUGAUAAUGCGCCCUGGGAAGCAUAUUUCCUUGAAUGAGACGCAGUUCCACUGACAUGUCGUACACUGAACUGGAGCACGGCUACCAGGGACUCAAGAAAGCCAGACCGUCGUUUUACCUGCACGAAGAGAGGAUCGCCAAACUGAGAGGCGAAGGCACAGGUCUGGACGAUGACGGCUUGUGCUUGGACACCGAGAUGUCCGGGUGCGAAGAUGGCGGAAAGCAGGUUGUGGUCGGGGUGUGCGCGAUGGCCAAAAAGUCGCAGUCGAAGCCGAUGAAAGAAAUCCUAACUCGGCUGCAGGAGUUUGAAUACCUCAGGAUCGUCGUGUUCAACGAGGAGGUCAUUCUCAAGGAACCUGUUGAAAACUGGCCAAUUUGUGACUGCCUGAUCUCAUUCCACUCGAAAGGAUUCCCUCUUGAUAAAGCCAUCCAAUAUGCCAACCUGCGCAACCCGUUUAUCAUCAACAAUCUGCACAUGCAGUACGACAUCCAGGACAGGCGGAAAGUGUACGCGAUCCUCGAAAAAGAAGGCAUCGAGAUACCAAGAUACGCAGUCCUCGAUAGAGAUUCCCCAGAUCCAAAACAUUUAAAAUUUUAUUCACACUCAGAUCACGAGCUGGUGGAGUCUGAGGACCACGUCGAAGUGAAUGGAGUAGUGUUCAAUAAACCAUUUGUUGAAAAACCGGUAUCCGCUGAGGACCACAAUAUAUACAUAUACUACCCCACAUCUGCAGGCGGGGGUAGUCAGAGGCUCUUUAGAAAAAUUGGCAGCAGAAGUUCCGUUUACUCUCCCGAGUCCAGGGUCAGAAAGACUGGUUCUUUCAUUUACGAAGAUUUUAUGCCCACUGAUGGCACUGAUGUGAAAGUGUAUACCGUUGGGCCUGAUUAUGCUCAUGCCGAGGCGAGAAAAUCUCCUGCGCUGGACGGCAAAGUGGAGCGGGACAGUGAAGGAAAAGAAAUAAGGUACCCUGUGAUCCUGAGCAACGCGGAGAAGUUGAUUUCACGAAAGGUGUGCAUGGCUUUCAAACAAACCGUUUGCGGAUUCGACUUGUUGAGGGCGAACGGAAAGUCCUUUGUCUGUGAUGUGAAUGGCUUCAGUUUUGUCAAGAAUUCAAACAAGUAUUACGAUGACUGCGCUAAAAUUCUUGGCAACAUGAUUUUGCGUGAGCUCGCGCCAACCCUACAUAUUCCCUGGAACGUUCCAUUCCAGUUGGAUGACCCACCAAUAGUGCCUACGACCUUUGGAAAAAUGAUGGAGUUGCGGUGUGUUGUGGCUGUGAUCAGACACGGAGACAGAACGCCGAAGCAGAAAAUGAAAGUUGAAGUGAGACACCCCAAAUUUUUUGAAAUAUUUGAAAAGUACGAUGGCUAUCGGAAGGGCCACGUGAAGUUGAAGAAGCCAAAGCAGCUGCAAGAAAUCCUUGACACUGCUCGCUCCCUGCUGACCGAGAUCCAGCACCGAGCCGCCGACCCAGAAUUGGAGGAAAAGCAAGGAAAGUUGGAACAGCUGAAAAGCGUGCUCGAGAUGUACGGUCACUUUUCGGGCAUCAACCGCAAGGUGCAGAUGAAGUACCAGCCUCGUGGCAGGCCCAGGGGAUCCAGCAGCGAUGAUGGCCUUUUUCUAGAUUUGCCAAAGGAGCCGUCCCUGGUGCUGAUUCUCAAGUGGGGCGGUGAACUGACACCGGCAGGCCGCGUGCAGGCUGAGGAGCUGGGUCGCAUUUUCCGAUGCAUGUAUCCCGGAGGCCAAGGUAGAAGGUUUAGGCACACGUCAGCGGCACGACCGAGACCGAGCGUUGCAGAGCAGAUUCAAAGAGAGGGCGUCGUGGCUGACUGCUGCCACGUUUCAGGAGAGUACGCAGGCACCCAGGGACUCGGACUGCUCCGGUUACACUCGACCUUUAGGCACGACCUCAAAAUUUACGCCUCUGACGAGGGGCGUGUCCAGAUGACGGCAGCCGCCUUUGCCAAGGGGCUGCUUGCACUCGAAGGAGAACUCACACCCAUCCUGGUGCAAAUGGUCAAGAGCGCCAACACUAACGGGCUGCUUGACAAUGACUGUGACUCCAGCAAACACCAGAACAUGGCAAAAUCUAAACUACACGAGUUGAUGCAGCAGGAUCGUGAGUUCUCGAAAGAAGACAGGGAAAAGCUGAAUCCUUGCAACGCGUCUUCCAUAACUGCCGCUCUUGACUUUGUAAAGAACCCAGUUCGAUGCUGUGAAAGAGUUCACGACCUGAUCCAAAAACUGGUUGCAAUCGUCAAGACUAAAAGGGAAGACCCUAAAACCAAAGAUGCAAUUCUGUAUCACGGCGAGACGUGGGAGCUGAUGGGCCGUCGUUGGGGAAAAAUCGAGAAGGACUUUUGCAACAAGAACAAAACAUUUGACAUUUCAAAAAUACCCGACAUCUACGACUGCAUCAAAUAUGACCUGCAACACAACCAACACACCCUUCAAUUUGAGCAAGCGGAGGAGUUGUACAUAUGUGCCAAGUACUUGGCCGACAUUGUGAUCCCUCAAGAGUAUGGCUUAAGCAAGCAAAACAAAUUGACGAUAGGCCAAGGUAUCUGCACGCCACUGCUCAAGAAAAUUAGAGCCGACCUGCAGAGAAACAUUGAAGAGUUUGGCGAGGAAAAUGUCAACAGGCUGAACCCUCGCUAUUCCCAUGGCGUCUCCAGUCCUGGCCGACACGUCCGCACUCGACUGUAUUUCACCAGUGAGAGCCACGUGCACUCACUCCUGACAGUGCUGCGUUACGGAGGACUGCUAGAUAAAAAGCUGCAAUCAGAGAAUGACACAAUUGAACCAAACUGUGCUCCUGACACAAGCAAUGCAAAUAAGGAAACGAAAGACGAACAGUGGCGUCGCGCAAUGCAGUAUGUUUCGAUGGUGUCUGAGCUAAACUAUAUGGCACAGGUGGUCAUCAUGCUGUAUGAGGAUCCAACAAAAGAUCCAUUUUCAGAAGCCAGGUUCCAUGUGGAGCUACACUUCAGUCCUGGUGUAAACUGCUGCGUGCAGAAAAAUUUGCCUCCUGGUCCUGGUUUCCGUCCGCACAGCAGAAAUGAUUCUGGCACCUCGAAAAACAUGCAGGCAUUUUGGACUGGUUUAAUGGGAAAGCAACAGGGUUCAGACUCUGGAGGAAGUACGACUAAGGAAGAUGAAGAAGAGGAUGAGUUUGAGCUUGACGAAAUGAUGGGCAUCCAAACGAAAAAGGAUAAAACCACCCCGACUCCUGACAUAUUUGCCGAGGAGGAUACAGAAGUGGAAGAUACCUACGAGGACCUGCCGCCCUCAUUGUCAUCCAGCAUGAAGUCUUCAGAGCCGAUUCCCAUCAAGUGCCGUGCGAGCCCUCCAAAGGACGUGAACCUGGCGACUGUGGCAGCGGAGGAGAGCAACCAGCGGAGCUCGUCGUUAAACCGGAACAAGCUGAACGCGGAUGACUAUGAGCCCCGUUCCCGCAGCUUCGACCACCAGCGGGAUCGAUCGCCUCGAGACAAGGAUGAGGCGCGAUACCAGAGCCUGGAUGCAGCUCAGUGGCCAGUGGCACCGUGGUCGCUGCCCCCGUGCCCCCUGGCCCCCCACUCGCUGAACCCUCCCCUUGCGCCGCUGAGCCCGCGCUCACAAUCUCCAUCCGGCACGGUGCCGGUGUUGGGGCUCGCGGUGUCCUCGCCCACCCUGCCGUCCUCGCCGCUGUCCUCGUUCUUUGUGCGCUCCUUCUCAACGCCAUGCAGCACACACUCGUCCUUACCCCCCAUGAACGCAGGUGCCGAGGGUCACCGGCUGCAACACCAGAUGCCCUCUGCUCUCUUCAAGUUGCUCAGCAAGGGUGGCACCUCCGCCAGCAGCCUCUUCAGCACUGCCGUCAUCAGUGGAGGCACGGCGGCCGUCAGCGCCCCAUGCCUUCUUAAACACGAACACGAUGUCCCCACCAUCGCAGCUCUCUUAAGCACCAUCGAAGGUUGCGGCGGAGUACCCCCGAUUCGGCCCCUGGAGACGUUGCACAACGCCUUGUCCCUUCGCCAGCUGGACGCGUUUCUUGAGAGGAUGACCGCGGCGCCGUUCCGAACGCCACCGUCUUGCGCCUCGCCGCCAAAGUUGCCGGGGGGAAACCAGCCCCGAUUGCCAAACGACCUUCAGUCACCGAGCAGUAGCAGUUUCGGCUGGAGUGGUCCACCAUCGUUUGUCUCCUCAAGCGGCCCAUCGUCACCAAACGGCUCUGCUUCGCUUGUUGACUACUUCGUCGGAGGCGAGCCAACGGCGCCGUCGUCCCUCUCAGCGAGUCUGCUGAGCGAGGAGGGCGCGCCUGGCCUGCUCAAUUACUUCAGCGGGAUGAUGCCGACGCAGAUCGCUGCCGGCAUGUUCCCGCCGAGCAACCCAUCCAACGUGACGCCGGCCGGCUCCGUCGCCACCACGCCCGACGACUUCCUCAAUGAACGUUCUGACGAGGAGGACCACGCGCCUGACGUUACCGUUACAGAAGAGCCGUGGCCACCUGAGCCACCAGUGCCUCCGGAGUCAGAGAGCACGUCACCGAGCAGUGGCACUGAUGCGCAGAGCACAGUCAUGCCCACUCCACCCACGUGAAGGACGAUGCACUUCAUUAGUGCAGCUUGUGUUUUUCGAAAGUGCAAAUAUAAAUAUUGUUGUUUAUUGAAAAAUAAACUCAGCCUUUUCAUUGUU
Molecule: messenger RNA, 4955 nt
Organism: Cloeon dipterum
Lineage: Eukaryota; Metazoa; Arthropoda; Insecta; Ephemeroptera; Baetidae
Product: inositol hexakisphosphate and diphosphoinositol-pentakisphosphate kinase
Exons: 26
Coding region: 312-4859 (1515 amino acids)
Biological process (GO): inositol phosphate biosynthetic process; inositol metabolic process
Cellular component (GO): cytosol
Molecular function (GO): 5-diphosphoinositol pentakisphosphate 1-kinase activity; diphosphoinositol pentakisphosphate kinase activity; inositol hexakisphosphate kinase activity
Source: RefSeq, a predicted model, not a curated record